CGAGUCCGGGUUCAAAACGGACGAAUCGUUCACGGACCGCCCUUCACGCCGCUGCUGCAGAUGUGAACGUGAGUCGUUACAAAGGACCGAACCACAGCGGCGACCACCGGACUGCACAAGAUGUCUGCUGAGCUCUUCCCUGCGACCGGGAACAAUGCGAGUCCUCAAGACACCACAAUCGGAGGCAGCAAACCUUUACACCGCUUCAUGAAGGGGCAGCCCAAGAACGUUGGCGUCAUCGUGCUGGUUCUGGGCUCAGGUUUCUUCAUCAUUUCCAUCUCACUCAGGCAAUUAAAUAUUUUACACUCAUGGGCAAUUAUCCCACCUGGCUUGCUUCUGGGGACACUGUUCAUCACGUGUGGUAUUCUGUUUAUCGUGACAGAGCACAACCCGACCAAAAAAACGGUAACCGCAUCGUUGGCUCUGAGCAUCAUGACCCUACUGGGGUCCUGCUGGACCAUCCUGCACCUCAUUCCCAGCGUAAUAUACACCUCCUCCUACAAACAUUACGAGAUCCUAGAGGACAACAUCACAGAGACGGAGGACACAUGGUCAUCAUCUUAUGAGGCCAUGGGACUUUCUUUGGAAUCGAUCUACCUGUUCUACAGUUUUGUUGGUUUGAUUAUUCUUAUUAUAAUGUCAGCUCUGGCCGGGUCUGCGCUGCGUUCCUCGAAGAGCCAGGCCAUUGUUGUGAUGAGCACAAUGGCGACUGAAACACCAGUGGAAUGACGAGUGCGAGAGGAAGCACGAUGAACUGUGACGAGAGAAGAAUAAAGAGGCAAACAAAGACAGCAAUUUUUCUUUUUCUCUCUGUGGGUGCAACAGGAUACAUGAUUCCUAAAUAUCACCCACUUCUCACUGUCAAUUUUUUUCUUCUUUUCUUCGAUAAUGGUUAUUUCGACAUAGAUAAAAACUGUUAAAUGCCGACA
Molecule: messenger RNA, 929 nt
Organism: Acanthopagrus latus (yellowfin seabream)
Lineage: Eukaryota; Metazoa; Chordata; Actinopteri; Spariformes; Sparidae
Exons: 7
Coding region: 121-729 (202 amino acids)
Source: RefSeq, a predicted model, not a curated record